Molecule: messenger RNA, 5414 nt
Organism: Castor canadensis (American beaver)
Lineage: Eukaryota; Metazoa; Chordata; Mammalia; Rodentia; Castoridae
Gene: Kif20b
Product: kinesin family member 20B
Biological process (GO): microtubule-based movement; mitotic spindle assembly; spindle elongation
Cellular component (GO): nucleus; mitotic spindle; spindle microtubule
Molecular function (GO): microtubule binding; plus-end-directed microtubule motor activity; ATP binding
Source: RefSeq, a predicted model, not a curated record
AAAACGCUUUGGCGCUGCUUGACUGUCCUCCACCGGGCGAUAUUGCGGGUGAGGAGGUGACCCUUGUAAAGGUGCGGAGUAAAAGAAUGGAAUCUAAUCUGAGUCAAGAUGGGGUGCCUAGACCAUCUUAUGUUUUUAGCGCUGACCCGGUUGAGAGGCCUUCAGGAAUAAAUUUUGAUGGCAUUAAGCUUGAUCUCUCUCAUGAAUUUUCCUUAGUAGCAUCAAACACUGAGGAGAACAGUUUGACAUCUAAAGAUUAUCUCCAAGUUUGUCUUCGAAUAAGACCAUUCACACAAUCAGAAAAAGAACAUGAGUCUGAGGGAUGCGUGCAUGUUCUGGAUUCACAGACUGUUCUGCUGAAAGAUCCUCAAAGCAUCCUUGGGCGGUUAAGUGAGAAAAGCUCUGGGCAGAUGGCACAGAAAUUUAGUUUUUCCAAGGUUUUUGGACCAGCAACUUCGCAGAAAGAAUUCUUUCAGGGUUGUAUUGUGCAGCCAGUAAAAGACCUCUUGAAAGGACAGAGUCGGCUGAUUUUUACUUACGGGCUAACCAAUUCAGGCAAAACAUAUACAUUUCAAGGCACAGAAGAAAAUAUUGGCAUUUUGCCUAGAACUUUGAAUGUAUUAUUUGAUGGUCUUCAGGAAAGAUUAUAUACCAAGAUGAACCUAAAACCACAUAGAUCCAGAGAGUACUUAAGGUUGUCACCAGAUCAAGAAAAAGAAGAAGGUGCAAGCAAAGGUGCAUUACUUCGACAAAUUAAAGAGGUUGCUAUGUGUAAUGACAGUUGUGAUACUCUUUGUGGAAGCUUAACAAAUUCUUCGACUAACCUAGAACUUGAAGAAUCCAUGAAAGAUUGUGACCAAGCUAGCUUGACUGUGGAUAAUAUAAAGUUUUCUGUAUGGAUUUCCUUUUUUGAGAUUUACAAUGAGUGUAUUUAUGACCUGUUUGUUCCUGCAUCACCUAAGUUCCAAAAGCGAAAGAUGCUACGUCUUUCCCAAGAUGUGAAGGGCUAUUCUUUUAUUAAAGAUGUACAAUGGAUUCAAGUAUCUGAUUCCAAAGAAGCAUAUAGACUUUUAAAGCUAGGAAUAAAGCACCAGAGUGUUGCCUUCACGAAACUGAACAGUGCUUCUAGUAGAAGUCAUAGCAUAUUCACUAUUAGAAUACUGCAGAUUGAAGAUUCUGAAAUGCCUCGUGUAAUUCGAGUCAGUGAAUUGUCUUUGUGUGAUCUUGCUGGUUCAGAACGAAGCGUGAAGACACAAAAUGAAGGCGAACGGUUAAGAGAGGCUGGGAAUAUCAACACUUCUUUAUUGACUCUGGGAAAGUGUAUAAAUGUUUUGAAGAACAGUGAAAAGUCAAAGUUUCAACAGCAUGUGCCUUUCCGAGAAAGUAAACUGACCCACUAUUUUCAAAGUUUUUUUAACGGUAAAGGAAAAAUAUGUAUGAUCGUCAAUAUCAGCCAGUGUUGUUUUGCAUAUGAUGAAACAAUCAAUGUACUGAAGUUCUCAGCCAUUGCACAAAAGGUUUGUGUUCCAGAUUCUUUGAAUUGUCAAGAGAAGUCUUUUGGAUUUGUCAAAUGUUCUCAAGAUGUGUCACUAGACAAUAAUUUGGGUAAUAAAAUAUUAAACGUAAAAAGAAACACCAUUUCUUGGGAAAACAGUCUAGAAGAUGUGGUGGAAGAUGAAGAUUUGGUUGAGGAUCUAGAAAAUGCUGAAGAUAAACUAAAUGUGGAAACUGAACAUAUUGAUGAAGAUCUAGAUAAAACAUUAGAGGAUGAUAAGGCUUUCAGUAGCCAGGAGAACAGAAAGCUGUUGGAUUUAAUAGAAGACCUGAAAAAAAAACUAAUAAAUGAGAAAAAAGAAAAGUUAACAUUGGAAUUUAAAAUUCGAGAAGAAGUUACACAGGAGUUUACUAAAUAUUGGGCUCAACGAGAAGCUGACUUUAAGGAAACACUCUUUCAGGAACGAGAGAUGUUAGAAGAAAAUGCUGAAUGUCGUUUGGCAAUCUUCAAGGAUUUGAUUGGUGAAUGUGACACCCAAGAUGAAUCGACAAAUGGAGUUUGUUCCAUGAAAGUUAAAACAGAAGAAGCUCAGAAUUAUUUAGGAUUUGAAGAUAUUGUUGAUUCUCUUCAAGAUGAUGUCACUGAUAUUAAGAAACAGGCUGAAAUUGCUCACUUAUACAUUGCAUCUCUUGCUGAUCCCCAGGAAGCUAUUGCUUGUUUGCAAAUAAAGUUUAAUCAAGUUAAAGAGGAAUUAGCUAAAACCCAAGAAGAAUUAAUCAAAACCAAAGAAGCAUUAAAAAAAAGAGGAAAUGAAUUUGAUUCAAUGGUUCAAGAACACAAGGAAUUUAAUAAGGACAAAGUUGGUACAUCUUUAAUCAACAGUAAAUCAAUUUGUAAUGAAGCAGUGGAAAUGCCUAAGAACAGUAAAACUAAAACUUAUUCAGAAAGAAAAAGAUUAAAUGAAAAUGAACUUCAACAAGAUGAACCACCGGCAAAGACAGGACCUAUACUUGUUAGUUCAUUUAUCACUGAAGAACAAAAGAAAAAUGAAGAAAUGCAACAGACCAUUUCAAAACAUUUGGAUGACAAUAGAGUUUUACAAGAAAAUCAUGAAAAGCUGAAAAUACGUUUAGUCGCUGCUGAGAAUGAACUUAAAAAUGAAAAAGAGGAAAAAGAAGAAUUAAGUAAACAAAUUGUUAGUUUGCAACAGGAACUUACAUUUUCUGAAAAAAAGAGUUUAAUUUUAGGUACAGAAAUGCAGCAGAUUCAGUCAAAUUAUGAAAAUGCAGUUGCUGAAUUACAUGUGCAGAAAGGUAUAAAUCAAGAACAGGAGGACAAGAUCAUGAAAUUGUCAAAGGAGAUAGAAACUGCUACAAGAAUUACUACAAAUAAUGUUUCACAAAUAAAAUUAAUGCAAACAAAAAUAGAUGAGCUACGUUCCCUUGAUUCAGUUUCUCAGAUAUCAAGCAUAGACUUGCUUAAUCUCUGGGAUCUGUCAAAUGGUUCUCAGAAGAAUAAUUUGCCACAUGCACAGUUAGACCUUUCGGGCAAUGAUUUUUUGCUGAGUAAGCAGGUUAAAGAAUGCCAUAUUCAAGAACUCAGUAGGGAAAGUUCUUUUCACUCUAGUAUUGAAGCUAUUUGGGAAGAAUGUAGGGAAAUUGUGAAGGUCUCCUCCAAAAAAAGUCAUCAGAUCCAGGAACUAGAACAAGAAGUUGAAAAAUUACAAGCAGAAGUAAAAGGCUAUAAGAAUGAAAACAAUGCACUGAAACUGAAGGAGAGUGAAGAUAAGAUUAAAGAUGAGCUACUACAAGAAAAAGAAAGUCUUAUACAACAGUUGAAAGAAGAGUUGCAAGAAAAAAAGGUUAGUCUUGAUGUUCAAGUACAGCUUGUAAUUGAUGGAAAGAGAGCACUUUCAGAACUUACACAAGAUGUUACUUGCUCUAAGGAGAAAAUAAAAGAGCUUGAAUCAAUCUUAGAGACUCAGAAAUAUGAAUGUAGGCAUUUAGCUAAGUUAGAGCAAGAUGUUUUGGAAAAGGAAUCUAUCAUCUUAAAACUAGAAGGAAAUCUGGAGAAAUUUCAAGCAAAUCUUCAAGAUUCGAUCAAAAACACUGAAGAUUUAAGUGAAAAGGAAGUCAAGUUGAAAAAAGAAAUCACACAAUUAACAAAUAAUUUGCAAGAAAUGAAGCAUUCACUUCAAUUAAGGGAAGAAGAAAAAGAAAACAACAGACAAGAAACAGAAAAAUUGAAAGAGGAACUCUCUGCAAGUUCUGUCCUUACUCAGAAUCUCAAAGCAGAUCUUCAGAGGAAGGAAGAAGAUUAUGCUGAACUGAAAGAGAAACUGAUUGAUGCCAAAAAGCAGAUUGAGCAAGUACAGAAACAGGUAUCUUUAAUGCGUGAUGAGGAGAAAUUACUAAGGAUUAAGAUUAGUGACCUGGAGAAAAAGAAAAACCAAUAUUCUCAGGAAAUAGAUAUGAAACAACGAACCAUUCAACAGCUCAAGGAGCAGUUAAGUAAUCAGAAAAUGGAAGAAGCCAUACAACAGUAUGAGAGAGUGUGCAAAGACCUAAAUGUUAAAGAUAAAAUGAUUAAAGACAUGCGAAUGACACUGGAAGAACAAGAACAAACUCAAGUAGAACAAGAUCAAGUGCUUGAGGCUAAAUUAGAGGAAGCUGAAUGGCUGGCCACAGAAUUGGAAAAAUGGAAGGAAAAAUGCAAAGAUCUAGAAGCCAAAAAUAUUCAGAGGUCAAAUAAAGAAUUUGAGUAUAACACAGAUAUACUGAGUAAAAAACUCAGUAAGCUUCAAGAUGAGUUACAGGAAUCUGAAGAGAAAUAUAAAGCUGAUAGAAAGAAAUGGUCAGAAGAAAAAAUGUUGCUUAUCGCUCAAGCAAAAGAAGCUGAGACUCUACGAAACAAAGACAUGAAAAAAUAUGCUGAAGAUAGGGAGCGUUGUUUAAAACAACAAAAUGAAGUGGAAAUACUGACAACACAGCUGGCAGAGAAAAAUAACGACCUUCAGAAGUGGAGAGAAGAACGGGAUCAACUGGUUGCAGCUUUAGAAAUACAGCUGAAAGCACUGAUCUCCAGUAACAAGCAGAAAGAUAAUGAAAUUGAACAAUUAAAAAAGAUCAUGUCAGAGGAAAGAAACCCCAUGGAUGUCAAACCUACACAUACUAGUUUAACAGAUCCUGCCAGCGUUGAAACUGAAUCUCAACCAACAAUUUUUGAAAUUUCCAGGAAUGUAGCGGAGGAUGGAUCUGUAGUUCUUGACUCAUGUGAGGUGUCAACAGAAAAUGAACAAAGUACUCGAUUUCCAAAACCUGAAUUAGAGAUUCAGUUUACACCUUUGCAGCCAAACAAAAUGGCAGUGAAACACCCUGGUUGUACCAUACCAGUGACAGUUAAGAUUCCCAAGGCCCAGAAGAGGAAGAGUAAUGAAAUGGAUGAGGACUUGGUGAAAUGUGAAAAUAAGAAUAAUGCUACACCUAGAACUAAUUUGAAGUUUUCUGAUUCAGAGCAUAGAAAUUCUUCUGUCAAAAAGGAAAAGCAGGUUUCCACACAUCUGUCAUUCAAGAAAACAUACUCUUUAAGGAGUAAGGCUCCCACAAUUAGUGUAGACUUGACCACUAAGAAAAAAGAAGGAACGCUACAGAAAUUUGGAGACUUCUUACAACAUUCUCCAACAAUUCUUCAGUCAAAAGCAAAGAAGAUAAUAGAAACAAUGAGCUCUUCAAAGCUUACAAAUGUAGAAGCAAGUAAAGAAAAUGUGUCUCAACCAAAAAGAGCCAAAAGGAAAUUAUACACAAAUGAAAUUUCAUCUCCUAUUGAUAUAUCUGGUCAAGUGAUUUUAAUGGAGCAGAAAAUGAAGGAAAGUGAUCACCAUAUUCUCAAACGACGACUUAGAACAAGAACAGCCAAAUAA